Messenger RNA from Miscanthus lutarioriparius, 567 nucleotides. NCBI's taxonomy places the organism in Eukaryota, Viridiplantae, Streptophyta, Magnoliopsida, Poales, Poaceae. The record is from the annotation of a GenBank genome assembly.
AUGAGGCCUCUCGACGAGAAGGAGACAACGCAAGUAUUCGAGAAGCUGUUCAAAUUCACAGGGCCGAACCUGAAGCACCUCCUGGAUCGCCCCGCGGUGCAGGGCCCCGACGCGGAGCCCGGCCGCUACUGCCUCCGCCUCCACCGCAACCGCGUCGACUACGCCUCCGAGGCGCUGGUCCGCCGCGCCACCGCCGUGUCGCGCCCGCGCCUCGCCGGCGUGGGCACGCCCAUCGGCAGGUUCACCCACCACGGCGCGUUCCACCUCACGGCCCACGCGCUCGACCUCCUCGCCGCGCACGCGCGCCGCCGCGUCUGGCUCAAGCCCGACACCGAGCGCUCCUUCCUCUUCGGCAGUUCCGUGCCCAAGUCCUCCCUCGCGCGCGUCACCGAGAACGCCAAGGCCGGGGACGGGGUGGUCGUCAUGUCCAUGGCCGACGUCCCGCUCGGGUUCGGCAUCGCGGCGAGGUCGGCGCAGGACUGCAGGAAGGCCGACACCAGCGCCGUCGUCGUGCUGCACCAGGCGGGCGCCGGGGAGUACCUCCGCGAGGAGGAGGAGCUCAUGUGA